GUUAGGAUAUCCGCACAUUACCGUACCGCUCUUUCGAUCGACCUGACCUAUCAAUUUGAGCCUGAUUAGAUCUUACUGGCCCAUCACGACAUCUAUUUAUCACUCGAACCCAUCCGGAUCAUGUGCUACCGGCACAACCUCCAUCCAUCAUUUUUAAUAAAGAAAAUCUAUCGAGAAAAACGAUUUCCAAAUCGGACUCGUGUUCAUUUUAACUAUAAUUUGCUAAAUUGCACCCAAAUUGUGACUAAGUUUCCGUUAAUUUUGUAUGUAAAUUAAAGUUGAAGUUCGUCUUCAUCAUGAGUUGCUAAAUUUCAUUAAUUUUAUUUCAAAUUCAGUGACUGGUGCUAUGUAUCCCGUUAUUUAAAAGUGAUCAAUAUUUUAAUUCUCCGUUUGUUAGUGAGUGACGCAUUCGCGAACCUCACUAAAAUUACCUCAAAAAGGAAAGUGAACAUCAACCACUGAGGAUUCCGUCAAGGACGCCAAUUUACGGAAGUUGGUCAAGAUCCUAAGUCUAAGUAACCGACGAAGGAAGCACUCAACCAACUGUUUUUACAUCGAUGACACCUUGAAGCAGCAGCAGGAUACGCCUUGAUCGAGAAAUUUAUGAGAAAGAAGGCACCACUGGCAAUUUAAACGAAAGCGAACGGUUGCAAAUAUCAAUACGAAUAUGUGAUUGGUUAGGAAAAUCCAAACUCAAAGGACGGGGUGCCCAGAAUUAUCAAUUAUACGAUGUACAGUCCAAGUGAAGAGCGACGUCUUAAAAGAAUAAAGUCGAGGCCUCCAGAUUUGUGUCCACGAUAACAACCAGAAGGAAAAGAUUCUUCAAAAUAAAAUUAUUCUACACGCAUUUAAAAUUAUUUAUGGGAAUGAAAAGAAGUUUCAACGAGGGUGAUAGAAAUGGUUUUCAGUGCUAUAGUUGUCACAACAGCUUUAAAGGGAGCUCUCGGUCUUGUGGGUUCGAGUCUAUGGUUCGUACCUCUAUUAAUCGCAGGACUUUCUUACUACCACUAUGACCAACUGGAUCCCGAAAGCAGGCCAAUUAAUAGAUAUCCUCUGGAUCCAGAAUAUGAUUUUAUAGUAGUUGGUGGAGGAUCAGCUGGUGCAGUGGUAGCCAGCCGAUUAUCAGAAAUCCCCAACUGGAACGUUCUUUUAUUAGAGGCUGGACCCGACGAAAACGAAAUCACGGACGUUCCUUCAUUAGCUGCUUACUUGCAAUUAACGAAAUUGGAUUGGAAGUACAAAACGGAACCAACUGGAAGGGCAUGUUUGGCUAUGAAUAAUGGAAGGUGCAACUGGCCCAGAGGAAAAGUUCUAGGAGGUUCUAGCGUACUAAAUUACAUGCUCUAUGUUCGAGGAAAUAAACACGAUUAUGAUCUUUGGGAAUCUCUAGGGAAUCCAGGUUGGGGAUAUGAUGAAGCUCUCUAUUAUUUUAAGAAAUCUGAAGAUAAUCGGAAUCCUUACUUGAAGAAUAAUCCAUACCAUGGAUCUGGGGGAUUUUUAACUGUUCAGGAAUCACCAUGGAAGACGCCCUUAUCAGUAGCUUUUGUACAAGCGGGAAUGGAAAUUGGAUAUGAAAAUAGAGAUAUCAAUGGUGAAAUUCAGACCGGAUUUAUGAUUGCUCAAGGUACAAUUCGACGCGGUACAAGAUGUUCCACAGCGAAAGCCUUUAUCCGCCCAGUGAGACUUCGAAGAAACUUGCACACGGCUAUGAACGCUCACGUGACAAAGAUCGUUAUUGAUCCGCUAACAAUGAGAACUACGGGUGUAGAGUUCUAUCGUGACGGAAGAAAGCAGUUCAUCAAAGCAAGGAAGGAAGUGAUCCUUUCUGCGGGUGCCGUUAACAGUCCCCAACUUUUGAUGCUGUCCGGAAUCGGACCAAGGGAGCAUCUUCAUCAAGUUGGCAUUUCUGUUUUACAGGACCUAAGGGUAGGGGACAAUCUGCAGGAUCACGUAGGAAUGGGAGGACUAACUUUCCUUAUAGAUAAACCAGUGUCUAUAGUUCAAAACCGUUUCCAACCAACGCCAAUGACGAUGCACUACGUGGUCAACGGCAGAGGGCCAAUGUCAACUCUGGGUGGAGUUGAAGCCUAUGCUUUCGUCAAUACCAAAUAUGCAAAUAAAAGUGGUUUAUUUCCGGACAUACAAUUCCACAUGGCUCCAGCCUCUAUAAGUUCAGAUGCUGGAGUCCAAGUUAGAAAAGUUCUUGGCAUAACAGAUGAGGUCUACAACACUGUUUUUAGACCUAUCUCCAAUAGAGAUGCUUGGACGAUUAUGCCCCUUUUAUUAAGGCCUAGAUCACGUGGAACUAUUAGAUUGAGAAGUUCUAAUCCUUUCCAAAAUCCUGUGAUUAAUGCAAAUUAUUUUGACGAUCCCUUCGAUAUUGCUACACUAGUCGAAGGUGCAAAAAUCGCCAUGAGAGUCAGCGAAGCGGAAGUUUUCAAGCAAUUCGGUUCCAGAGUACAUCGUAUCAAACUUCCUGGAUGUAGGCAUCUGAAAUUCGGCUCAGAUGCAUAUUGGGAGUGCCACAUUAGGCACAUAUCUAUGACCAUUUAUCAUCCAGUUGGUACAGCUAAAAUGGGACCCCCUAGUGAUCCAGAAGCGGUCGUGGAUUCAAGAUUAAGAAUUUACGGUGUGAGUGGUUUGCGAGUCAUAGACGCGUCGAUCAUGCCAACGAUAUGCAGCGGAAAUACGAACGCACCUGUUAUCAUGAUUGGCGAGAAAGGCGCUGAUCUUAUCAAAAGUGACUGGUUAGCUAGCGGUUACAGGUAGAUAACCUAAUCUAUAGGUAGUCGAUUUUUUAAUUAAGUUAAAGAGGAAUCGAUAACAGAAGACUUUCUCUUCUUAGAUGAGCGAUAGUUAAAGUUUAGUUAAGUGUUAUCAGUUCGACGUACUCGGGUAAAAAUUAAUGUAGGUUCGAAACUGUGAAAUUCUAUUAUCUAGCCAUGAUAAUAAACAUGACAAAUUAGUGUACGUUUUUGAUAUGAAAAAACACUUACCAAAAUUUUAGUACUAAGUAUAAAAUAAUAAACAAGACAAUAAUUGACAUUUAGGUCAUUAUAUAUCAAUUUUAUGUUGAUGAAUGUUUACGAAGAAAAAUAAAUGUUAAAUCCUAGAUAUUAAAGGAUCAGAUAUACGCUAAUUUGAAUUAGCGGUAUACUUAUCGCUAAUUCAGGUUUAGAGAGUAAUGGCUAUUCUAAAGCAUAAAAAUCUAUAUCUGUUGCUGGUAAAUAUUCAUUUUUCUCCGUGUGGAUGUAGAUUAUAAAUGAUUGAUUAUCAACGACAUGAUGAUGGGUACAGAUCUCAUUCCAUAGAACGAAAUGUCCCACAAAAGUUGAAUUAAUAAUAAUAAUAAUAAUAAUAUAAUUGACUCCACUUUUUUAAUUAGGAAUUAUAUAUUUAUUUUCCACAGUCUAGGUGUAACUUGUAUAUAUGGUAAUAAUUUAAACUUUUCAUUUACUAUCUACUGCUUUUUGCUUAUUCAAAGAGGAAGCUUUGUAGUGGUGACGAUUUUAAAUUUAUCAAAAUAGUUAUAUUUAAAUACAUUUCAGCUAAGAUGCAUCUAAUAUGAUGUAUUAUACAAAAUUGACUGGAUGUAUGCGUUUUUUAAGUGUGUAUGUGCAUUCUGCAUAGAUUAAGUCAUGAAAUGUCCUCUUUAUUCUUUUCUUGAAUAUCUCAAAAUAGACAAUUAUUACAUUUUAACAUUCAUGUCGAGAACAAAUAAAGGGUGGCAGUGUAGAACUAGAUAGCCAACCUUUUGAUCGAAAAUAAGUUACACUUCGCCACUAGAGUAAAUAUUGGUUUCAUUUUUAAGUGGUGAUUUUGACUUCACAAAAUGUUCUGAACUGCCACCCUUCAAACAUUCAUCCUUUAAAUGCGAAUGGAUUGAUCUACAAAACUUACGAUGUUUAAAAAAUAAAUAAAUAGACAUUUCUAAUAUUGUUCAAAUAACUUCUAAAACUUGUAUAAUUGGAUGAUAGUGUAAUUAAAAAGAAAUAUUCCUGUAACAAAAAACGAAUUAUGCGACCUACGCAAGGAAUACAUUCUAGUAGAAAACAAAGUAUAUUAAUUUUUAAUUUUUAAUUUUGAAAGAAUGCUCAUAAAAUGAGCACCUGAAGUCGAUACGACAAAUAAAACUUUAGAGCAAGUUAACUAAAUAAUGCUUUAUAUGAUAUAAUAUUACAAGAAACCUAGAAUUAAAUAUUGUAUAUAAAGCAAUUUGACAGAGGAUAGCAACCAAUUAAAACGUCGAUCUAAAAUUUACAUUAAGCAUACAGAAAUUACUUUUAAUUAUUUAAAGAGAACAAAAUCUCAGGUAUAGUAAUAGAUCUGCGUGCCAUAAAGUCGUGAAGAAUCAAAAACAAUUUAUAUACAUAUUCAUAGGUACUAGUUAUGUUAAUU
Messenger RNA from Belonocnema kinseyi, 4398 nucleotides. RefSeq names its product glucose dehydrogenase [FAD, quinone]. The coding region runs from base 898 to 2769 and encodes 623 amino acids. The record is from RefSeq and is a predicted model, not a curated record. Gene Ontology annotation, molecular function: flavin adenine dinucleotide binding; oxidoreductase activity, acting on CH-OH group of donors. Lineage: Eukaryota; Metazoa; Arthropoda; Insecta; Hymenoptera; Cynipidae. The transcript has 4 exons.